AUGUCUUCAACUCAUCGUGAAUAUGUUCGCCAAAAUAUGCCUUUAAUUGGAAUUGGAACUUGGCAAAUCAAAAAAGAACAAACAUUGUAUGAAGUUAUUGAUGCUGGAUUCAAAAACGGAUAUCGAUUUAUUGAUACUGCACAGGUAGAUUUUUGAAAAAGGCUAAUUUGAUUCAGAACGAUAUCCUACAACUCUAAAAUUAUAUAUUUUUAGGUUUAUCAAAAUGAAGCAACAAUCGGAAGAUGUCUUGAGAGACUUCUGCCAAUUCAUGGUUUGACCCGCAAAGAUAUUUUCAUCACUUCGAAAUUGGCUCCAAGUAAUGCUGGAGCUGAAAAAGCACCAAAAAGUAUUGAAAAGUGAGCUGCUCACUAAUUUUUUUUCGAAUUCAAUUCGAUUUUUUCCAGUUCCAUGAAAGAUCUGAAAACCGAUUAUCUCGAUUUGUUGUUGAUUCAUUGGCCUGGAAGUUGGUUGAAAAGUGAGGACGAGAAAAAUCGAGAAUUGAGGAAAGAAAGUUGGAAAGUUUUGGAAGGAUUGUUAGGUGAGGGGAUUUUAAUGAUUUCACUCAUAAAACAUCUAUAAUUUAAAAAAAAAACUUUUCAAAUUUGUUGUAUUUUUUGAAUUUUCAGUAGUUCAAAAAUUUCAUGAAACCAAAAUAAUAGUUGUUUUUAGAAUCCGGAAAAUUGAAAUCCAUCGGAGUUUCAAAUUUCGAAAUUCAACAUUUGGAAGAACUCAAAAACAUCUCAUCAAUUGUUCCAUCAGUGAAUCAAGUCGAAUAUCAUCCACAUUUUCAUCAAGAUGAUCUUGUCAAAUAUUGUCAGGAUAAUGAUAUUCAUUUUCAGGUAAUUUUUGGAAUUUUGAGAGAUACUUUCAAAUUAUAUUCCCUAAACUGCAUGGAGUGGAAACUGAGCUUUUUAAAGAAUUCAAUUCUUGUUUGAUUCAUCAAAAUUUUGAGAAGUUCUCAUAAUUUCAAUUAUCAAAUCGUUUAUUUAUAUAAAUCUAAUUUUAGGCGUAUAGCAGCUUGGGAAGUCCGACUUAUCGCGAAAAGUUAUCGCAAGAUGAAGUGAUCAAAGAACUUGCUGAAAAAUAUCAAGUAUCAAUUCCGGUUUUGUUACUCGGAUUUGCUUAUUGUCAAGGAAUCAGUGUUCUCCCACGAACUACUAAUCCCGAACACGCAAUUGCCAAUUUCCAAGUCACAAAAUUGGUCAUCUCACAAGAAGAUAUUGAGAAACUUUUGAAAAUCAAUGUGGACCACAAAACUUGCUGGGAUCCUCGUGUUGUUUCAUAA
This is a messenger RNA of Caenorhabditis angaria, 1285 nucleotides long. NCBI's taxonomy places the organism in Eukaryota, Metazoa, Nematoda, Chromadorea, Rhabditida, Rhabditidae. The record is from the annotation of a GenBank genome assembly.